AUGCCAAACAUUGCAAACUUGGAUUUUGAACCCCUAAGUGUAAAGGGUGAUAACUACUUGCAGUGGGCUUUAGACAUUGAAAUCUCUCUCGGAGCCAAAGGCUUAGAGGAUUGUAUUGUUGAAGGAAAUGAAUCAAGUAAGAAAGACAAUGCUAAAGCCCUCAUGAUGAUUCGCCAUCACAUUGAGGAGAGCUUGAAAGCUCAAUAUCUCACAGUGAACAAUCCAUACGAGUUAUGGAAAGAGUUAAAAUCGAGAUAUGAUCACCAAAAGACUGUGAUUCUUCCGGAAGCCAUUUAUGAAUGGACUCAUCUCAGGAUUCAAGACUUUAAGCAGAAAGGGUUCAAGACCUACAGUGCCCUCAUAGCUUGUCUAUUGCUUGCAGAACAGAAUAAUGAGUUGCUUAUGAAGAAUAAUGACCUGAGACCACCCGGAACCAAACAUGUUCCUGAUGCACAUCAUGCCUCAAAAGAAACUAAGAACAACUCCGAAGCUAACCAUGUCCAACAUGACCAAAGGGGUCGUGGUUCCUCAUUUGGAAGAGGUCGCGGCCGUGGAGGUCAGUGGCGAGGACGUGGACGUGGUGGCUAUGGGAGAGGGCGUUACAACCCUUAUGAGCGCCCAAACCAGUUCAGCAAUGGGCGUGGUAGAGGCAGAGGUAGUGGGUCGACUUCUCGACAACAAAAUUCAGGAAACUCAGUGUGUCAUAGGUGCGGAGUAUCUAACCAUUGGGCAAAGAACUGCCAAACCCCUAAGCAUCUGGUUGAUCUCUAUCAAGAGAGCAUCAAAGGCAAGAACCUGGAGGCUCACAUGGUGUACAAGGAUGGCGAGGAAGACUUUGAUCAUGACAAGGAUGAUCUCAUGGACUAUGAGACUUCAGACAUUCUGAAAAAUGACCAAGUUGAUUAA
Molecule: messenger RNA, 906 nt
Organism: Raphanus sativus (radish)
Lineage: Eukaryota; Viridiplantae; Streptophyta; Magnoliopsida; Brassicales; Brassicaceae
Exons: 2
Coding region: 1-906 (301 amino acids)
Molecular function (GO): nucleic acid binding; zinc ion binding
Source: RefSeq, a predicted model, not a curated record